Schistocerca serialis cubense is the source of this 1116-nucleotide messenger RNA. RefSeq names its product loricrin-like. Lineage: Eukaryota; Metazoa; Arthropoda; Insecta; Orthoptera; Acrididae. The coding region runs from base 1 to 1116 and encodes 371 amino acids. The transcript has a single exon. The record is from RefSeq and is a predicted model, not a curated record.
AUGCGGCGGUCAACGUGCGGGGGCGGGGGGCGCGAUGCGGCGGUCAACGUGCGGGGGCGGGGGGCGCGAUGCGGCGGUCAACGUGCGGGGGCGGGGGGCGCGAUGCGGCGGUCAACGUGCGGGGGCGGGGGGCGCGAUGCGGCGGUCAACGUGCGGGGGCGGGGGGCGCGAUGCGGCGGUCAACGUGCGGGGGCGGGGGGCGCGAUGCGGCGGUCAACGUGCGGGGGCGGGGGGCGCGAUGCGGCGGUCAACGUGCGGGGGCGGGGGGCGCGAUGCGGCGGUCAACGUGCGGGGGCGGGGGGCCGCGAUGCGGCGGUCAACGUGCGGGGGCGGGGGCCGCGAUGCGGCGGUCAACGUGCGGGGGCGGGGGGCGCGAUGCGGCGGUCAACGUGCGGGGGCGGGGGGCGCGAUGCGGCGGUCAACGUGCGGGGGCGGGGGGCGCGAUGCGGCGGUCAACGUGCGGGGGCGGGGGGCGCGAUGCGGCGGUCAACGUGCGGGGGCGGGGGGCGCGAUGCGGCGGUCAACGUGCGGGGGCGGGGGGCGCGAUGCGGCGGUCAACGUGCGGGGGCGGGGGGCGCGAUGCGGCGGUCAACGUGCGGGGGCGGGGGGCGCGAUGCGGCGGUCAACGUGCGGGGGCGGGGGGCGCGAUGCGGCGGUCAACGUGCGGGGGCGGGGGGCGCGAUGCGGCGGUCAACGUGCGGGGGCGGGGGGCGCGAUGCGGCGGUCAACGUGCGGGGGCGGGGGGCGCGAUGCGGCGGUCAACGUGCGGGGGCGGGGGGCGCGAUGCGGCGGUCAACGUGCGGGGGCGGGGGGCGCGAUGCGGCGGUCAACGUGCGGGGGCGGGGGGCGCGAUGCGGCGGUCAACGUGCGGGGGCGGGGGGCGCGAUGCGGCGGUCAACGUGCGGGGGCGGGGGGCGCGAUGCGGCGGUCAACGUGCGGGGGCGGGGGGCGCGAUGCGGCGGUCAACGUGCGGGGGCGGGGGGCGCGAUGCGGCGGUCAACGUGCGGGGGCGGGGGGCGCGAUGCGGCGGUCAACGUGCGGGGGCGGGGGGCGCGAUGCGGCGGUCAACGUGCGGGGGCGGGGGGCGCGAUGCGGCGGUCAACGUGCGAGGGAUAA